CUGCCAGCAGUGAUUGGUGGGUCGGUGGGGUAAGAUGGCUGCGCUGCUGCGCGCCGCGCAUUAGUGGCAUCCUGGUGAAAUGACGCAGCCCACAGUUUACGUUCAUUCCUUUCAGCUCUCAGCUUCCCAGUCUCCAUAGCUCCGAUCUCACUCCCCGGCACAACAGUCCCGGAAGACCGCCAGCUGUCUGGCUGUAACUCCUGUGGACCGAGCAGCACCGGUUCCUCUCAGUGUGAGUGCGAUGAGGAGAAGUUUCAGACAGUGAGGCCAUGGGCUGCACCUCAGCCAAGCAGGUGUCGGCCGUGCCCAACGAUGAGGACGGACGCGGCAAGGCGUACAGCAAUGGAGACCUCUACUCAGAUGAAUACAAGAUGAAGGGAGUAGAGGAGGUGAAGUACAUGAGAGGGGAGGAAAACCGGGUGAACGCACGCAACCAAGAGAACCUGGAGAAGAGCAAUGCGGAGCACAGGGGCAAACUGCAGAAGGAGGCGGCUGCAACAAACCUCAAAUCUAGUAUUCACACGUCAGAGAGCCAGCAGGAAUUUUUCAGGAUGCUGGAUGAGAAGAUUGAAAAGGGGCGAGACUACUGUUCGGAGGAGGAGGAGGAGGAAGACGGGACAUAGCACACCGGCCCCCACAGAGUCAAACCCUCCCCCCCACAGACAGCCUCAUUGAGUGUGUGUGUAUGUGUGCUUGAAAGAGAAAGUUUUAAUCAGUGUUUUUACAGGGGAGGCAUUGGGUGUGACAGGACACCGUUGGUGUGUGUGGGGGUGUGGAGCUUUCUGGACCUAUGGCAGUGAUUCUUUAAGUGCAAAUCAAAGAAGGUAUGGGACAAAGUUGACCUUCGUCACGGAAUACAACGCUCAGCACCUCACUCCUUCAGGCUGACGCAGAGACAAUGGACAGAUUGUCGUCUGACCUGUUGGGUCAAGCAAAUACUUCCUUUAUUCGGACUUCGCCGCCCUCCACCUGUCCGUCUGUGUUCGUCCGUGUCCUCCUCAGUGGCAUGACCCUAUAAAUAUAACUCAUGCAGUGGGACUAAGGAACCUCUGAGUGGAUAUCCAUUAGAGAUAAGUGUCUCUGUGGGUGUGUUGAGGACUGGAAAACCCCUGAAGCUGAAAAAAGAGGAAGAUUGUGGUGGAUCUUUGCUGAACUUUAUAGUCCGACUACCUUCAGCCAAGCUCGCCUUGUCCACAUGGGCUGAAAAGGAGAGGGAGGAGAAAGAGGGAUAAAUAUGGAAUAUUUUAAUAUGAGAGUAAGGAGGGAGCUAGUAGUUUAGAAACUCCUGAAUUCCUCCUUCCUUUUUAAAUCAAACAUGGUUUAUUGUUUUUUUAUUUUAUGUCACAGCCACCUAUUCAGGAUAAACGUAUCCCUUUUUAAUGUUUGACCUUAUCUUGGUCUUUACUUCCAUCAUAGUCUGUCAUUGUCUUUUUCCAAAAUGAAGCUCCAAACUUUAGCCCUUCCUCCUUUAAAGCGCCCUGUCUUACACACACACGCACACACACACGAAAGAGGUUUUUUAUGUUUUAUAUAGAGAAACACAUUCGCCUUAUUUCUGUGUGGAAGACAGAUGUCACACUUUCCUUACACACAUUUUAUUAUCCCAUUUGCAGAUGAAUAUGUGCAUUAAUCAGAGGUACCCAUAGAGCUUAUUUCUGCCAUCAGUCACUAUUCACAGUUUUACAUCCCUUCAUAAACAUUAAAACAACAAAAACUUGGAUGAGCUUCAAGUGAGAAUUUGUGGUUGUUCCUGAAACACACCUAUUUUUUUGUUGUUGUUUUUUCUUCCACCAUCUUUACUUGGAUACGCCCUGUUGUAUAAUUUUUGAAUAUGUUUUAUUUUCUAUUAAAGAUGAAAAUGUAGGCGC
Molecule: messenger RNA, 1868 nt
Organism: Cyprinodon variegatus (sheepshead minnow)
Lineage: Eukaryota; Metazoa; Chordata; Actinopteri; Cyprinodontiformes; Cyprinodontidae
Exons: 6
Coding region: 270-623 (117 amino acids)
Source: RefSeq, a predicted model, not a curated record